AAGAGAAGCCAACACCACUUGGAAGAUUGUCGUUAUGGAGUGUGCCUCAAGCGAUGUCAAUGGUUUGAGCAAUAUUCACUUGCAACGACUAGAGAAUAAGACAAGCUGGGCAAUGCUGGAUUUGGAAGUUCUCCACUGCCCUAUUUGCUUCGAGCCACUCACUAUUCCAAUCUUCGAGUGUGGUAAUGGACAUUUAGCUUGCUCUUCUUGCUGUCCCAAACUUAGUAAUAAGUGCCCUUCAUGUGCUUUACCUAUUGGCCACAAUCGCUGUAGAGCAAUGGAGAGUGUACUUGAGUCAGUUUUUGUCCCAUGCCAAAACGCAGAGUUAGGUUGCACCAAGAAUGUCUCUUAUGGGAAACAAUCAUCCCAUGACCCGGAAUGCAUCUUCUCUCGAUGCACAUGCCCCGCACAAGGAUGUAACUUCACUAGCUUAUACAAGGAUCUCUACGGUCACUAUAAGUCUUAUAACCACCACCUUCAAAGCGACGAGCAAGAAUACAUCCUUCUUGCAAUAGUUUUAUACGCUGCAAUAAUGGUGAAAGAAGCUACAAGCAUUCCCGUUUGCAACAUCGACACAAACGACUUGGAGAAAUGCCGUCUAGCCCUCACUGGAAACAACCCUCCACAUCCGAGACCGGACUGCUGCGCAGUGGCCAGAGCUGCUAAUCUACAAUGCCUCUGCCCGUACAAGUCUUAUCUCUCCACUUUUGGGAUAAACCCAUCUAGAGUCAGGCCUCUUCUUGCCAAUUGUGGUCUAAAGAGUCCUUCCUGUUUCUAAGCUUGAAGAACUGAGCUGAAGACAAGCCGGUCUGCCGCAGACUUUGUCUUGCCCUCAAGUCUCUAAGCUAUAAUAUGUCUUGUGCUGUUCUAAUUCGAAUAAAUAUCAACUUUGCAAUGCUUUUUCAGUCACCUUAUCUAUUAUAUAGAUGAACCAUGUUCUACAUAUUAAUGAAAUGAAUAAAGUACUGGUUUUACG
Messenger RNA from Arabidopsis arenosa, 976 nucleotides. Lineage: Eukaryota; Viridiplantae; Streptophyta; Magnoliopsida; Brassicales; Brassicaceae. The record is from the annotation of a GenBank genome assembly.